ACGCCCACGCAGAGGGAGACCAGAAAAGAACCGCCGCCCCCCCCGACCAGACCAAUCCAUCGCCACCGCGCCGCCCUAGGUCGUCGCCACCUCGCCGGCAACAAUGUCCCCUUCUGCCAUCUUCGUCUUCCUCCUCGUCUCUGCGCUGCAUAUGCUGGAGUGCAUCCUCGAUCUCGUGAAGAGGAGGGGAUCCAUUUCUGAUGAACAGCUCAAACUGCGUGUACAGAUCACGGAACUUCUCAAGGAGGCUAGUGCUUUGUCAACGCCCUCAACGUUUGCGCAAGCCGCAAAACUGAAGCGGUUGGCUGCUGCUAAAGAGAAGGAGUUGGCAAAGAUGCAAGAGCUGAACAUUAAAGGGAAGCAGUCUUUAUAUGAACAGUAUGGAAAAGCUCUGCUGGCCACUAAGGUUCUAAUCUAUGUUGUGUUCAUUCUGUGGUUUUGGAGUACUCCAGUAACUACUGUUCCUAAGCACCUUCUCCAGCCCUUCGGAUGGAUGUUUUCCUGGAGAGGUGUAGAUGCUUCUACAGGCCGUGUUGUGGUUGGAAUUCUCCCAUGGCUAUUUUUGACCUCUCAUGUCAGCAAGCUACUGAGCGAGAAACUUGCGCCCAUAUUUCUGCAUCCUUAGCUCCUCCUAACGACUUACUUUUGCCUCUGUUUUUGUUCUGCAGUUUUGUAUGAUCUCUCAAUCCAUCUACAUUUAUGUAGUUUCCAAAGGGAUUGGGAUUUUUGUAAUUCUAUAAAAGUAACGAGUAGAAUUUCCACUGUGUAGCCGUUCCUCAUACAUUUUAUUACCAUCAGAAAUGUUCCAAGAUAGCAA
This is a messenger RNA of Sorghum bicolor (sorghum), 817 nucleotides long. RefSeq lists its product as uncharacterized. The record is from RefSeq and is a predicted model, not a curated record. The transcript is spliced from 7 exons. Lineage: Eukaryota; Viridiplantae; Streptophyta; Magnoliopsida; Poales; Poaceae. Gene Ontology annotation, biological process: tail-anchored membrane protein insertion into ER membrane. The coding region runs from base 104 to 625 and encodes 173 amino acids.